CUCAAAAACUUCAUACACCAAUACCAUCAAAACUACAUUGCCUACCCUACGCUUGAACUCAAAACAGAAAAAUUAAUCAACAAAAUCAACAAACAAUACAACCUCCAACUAUCACCAAUUCCAAACACACCAGACACCAUAGCAAUCAAAGGAUGGCAAACAGAAAUCGAAAGCUAUAUUCUAAACACCAAAAAAAGUUUUCAAACAAACAUGCCAAACAAAACACAUGUCAGCAAUCCAUCAGCAUUUUUCUGUCAAACUGAUGUCAACGAAUUGGGUCCGUUUACCGAACGUCUGGACACCGACCUGAGCUCAGGCUCUAAUUCAAAUUCAUCUACAAAUAUAAAGUCAGAGAAAUUGGGGAGAACGUGUAAAGAAACACUUAAAACAUUAAAAAAGACCAGAUCUAAGAAUGAACCUUGCGAUGCACAUUCUCAUAUCAUUGUUGGAGAUUUGGAAGGAUUGGAAUGGCAUUUGAAAAACGGAUCAAGUAUUAAUGAGGAAAAAUUGGUGGAGUAUGCUUUAAGAUUCUUGGAACCCGCGAAAAUAAUCCAGGCCCUUGAAGUAAUAAAAUCAUAUGGGAUGAACCUUAAAAGAGCUCACAUUAAGAUGGAAACAUUAGCAUUCUGCAAUGAAAACUUCACGCAGGAUACAGGGGUAAUAAUAAAGAUUUUAUCCUGGUUAUUUCAAAAUGGCUAUGACAUUAAUGAAGAGCAUUAUUACAACAAUAAUGCCUCUUACACACAUCCGGCAUGUUGGAUAAUAGGCCUUCGACAUGAAUUUCCGGAAACCUAUAUUUAUGAAUUGCUUUUAAUGUCUUUGGAACAAGGGCUUCAACUUAAUAAACCCUAUUCGCUUUUUCCAAACAUUUUAUUUUACUUCAUCGUAGAGGAUUUUCCCGUAUCAUUCUUAGAACUUAUUUUGAAAUAUGACAUCAACUAUGAAACAAAGAACAAGGACGGACACGAUGCGCUUGCGUUCGCUGCAACAAAGGGAAAGAUGCAAGCGGUGAAAUGUCUUUUAGAACACGGAUUUGAUCCCAACACCCCGAUCAACUUCUAUUGCCCAAACAUUUUAUUCUAUUACAUUCGCGAACGUGCAUCAAUUUCAUUUCUAGAACUCAUUAUAAGCAAUGAUGUCAAUUUACAAGCAAAGAAUGGCGAAGGAUUCGAUGCGCUUGUAUUUGCCGCAAAUAACAGGUACAUAGAUGCCACAAAAUGUCUUUUGACUCAUGGGAUGAAUCCCAACAGUUUUCUCAGCCCACAUUGUCCAAAUGUUUUAUUCUAUUAUAUUAAAUAUGCACCGGUUUCAUUCUUGAGCGUUGUACUGAAAUGCGACAUUAAUUUAGAAAAAACAAAUAAUGAGGGACUGAACGCACUCGCGUUUGCAGUGAAAAGUAAAAACUUCGAAGCAAUGAAAUACCUUUUAGAGCAUUCUCUGGUAUUUCGUGAAGAGCAAUACCUGAAGCAAGCAAUUACCUUCACAAAAUGGCUCAGUAACGAAAGGAGCUAUCUCAAAA
Acaulospora morrowiae is the source of this 1519-nucleotide messenger RNA. The record is from the annotation of a GenBank genome assembly. NCBI's taxonomy places the organism in Eukaryota, Fungi, Glomeromycota, Glomeromycetes, Diversisporales, Acaulosporaceae.